This is a messenger RNA of Aspergillus steynii IBT 23096, 1894 nucleotides long. RefSeq names its product fungal specific transcription factor domain-containing protein. The transcript is spliced from 8 exons. Gene Ontology annotation, molecular function: DNA binding; zinc ion binding. Gene Ontology annotation, biological process: DNA-templated transcription. The record is from RefSeq and is a predicted model, not a curated record. NCBI's taxonomy places the organism in Eukaryota, Fungi, Ascomycota, Eurotiomycetes, Eurotiales, Aspergillaceae. Bases 1 to 1791 code for a protein of 596 amino acids.
AUGCCCGAAAGGUCAAAUGUGACCGUGCAGAAACCUGUAAAAACUGCCGAGUUGCCAAUGCUGAAUGCCGUCGGACGCGGCCUCAGAGAGUGGUUCGUGCACGAGUUUCGCGAGAAGCUUGAAAACCGUACCCAGAUUCCGCUCGAAUCUCCCACGGGGUCAGCCGAAACCUUGCCUCAAGCCAAACGCCUCAACCAGGGGAGCAAGUACGCAGAGGCGUCGAGUGUGCCAUCGCUUGUAACUCCUCCCAAUGAGUCUUCUCAUCGGACUGAAGACGCCCGUCAAUUGAUCCAGAAUGAGCUUGAGCACAAUGAUGGUAUGGCCAAGGAUCGUAAGAACGUGCUGAGGUCCGCCUUAGAUUUUGUUUCCGGAUUCUCACAUGCUCCGCAUGCCUCGCAACCCAGCUGGAAUGACUUGGACCUAGCAGAAGAUCUAGUGUUUGGAUCAACCGCCCCUGAGAUGCUAUACAUGAUGCUUCCAGGCAUUAUCGAUGAACAUGAGUACGGUUCCAAAACCAUCCAUUGGCCAGAUCAUAUUACCGGACCAACUCUUCAGAAAAUGCUUCUAUAUCUGAUCGACGAUGGACAGAAUGAUAAAAUAGCCCUUCACUACCGUGUAUGCGUAUAUUCGAAGGCAUUUUUCUUUUUGAUGAAAUCACAUUUUCAGCACAACGAUGCAAUCUUCCAGAGACUGAAACAGUCCCAACGUGAAUACAAAAAUAUCGCACUCGCCUCGUUGGCCAGGCUGACCUUCUUGUCACCUCCCUGCUUGUCACUUGUACAAGCUCUUCUGUCUGGUGCGAUGUUAAUGCAAUACUUAGGAAAUAUGUCCUAUAGCUGGAAUCUCACAGCGUUUGCAUCACGUAUAUUAAUGUCCCUCAAUUUCCAUACGGUGGAGGCUACCUACGAUCUCGACGACGAAACCCGCGCGAGUCUCUACUGGUGUUAUUACCUCGACAGGGUCUUGAGCUGUCUUUUCGUUCGGCAGCCGUCCCUUCCUAAAUUACACAUUGAUCCGGCUUCUAUGGUUCCUGUCGGCUCCCAAAACCCCUUUCACGCAAUGGUGAAAAUAAUGGUCGAGAUGGCAAAAUUCCAGGAGCAGGUGCUCGACAUGCAGCUCAAUCAAGAGGCUCUCGCCGACAAUUCCCGCGUCGAUACGAUCGCAAUCGGCGCGGAUUCUCUGUUGGAUCUUAUCAAAGAGACUCGGUCAUCCAUGCCGCCAGAACUCCGACCCGACUUUGACGCAGCCGAGUUCGGGCACGCCGCAGUGCUAUCGAAUGCUUUCAAAUGCUCUCGGUGGAACAGUAGUCAUCAGCAAAGAUGUCUUGAAAGUGCUAGGAAAGCACUCAUUGUGCUGGCUGCUAUGCUGGACCGCGAAGAUCAGUCUGACACCGCGGAUCAAUAUCCAUCUUUUCUCACUUGGACUGUCUUACUCUUUCCACUCACCCCCUUCUUCGUGCUUUUUUGCAAUGUGGUAGCAUCUUCGCACAGGCCUGAUUAUGAUUUGAUGCUCAAAAUCACGGAAUGCCUGGCUCGCUUCGCCCAUCUAAAUGAAUGGAUUCACAGAGUGCACGCACUUUGCCACCAUUUUCUUAUUCUGUGCGAUCCAUUAAUGGGGCAGACUGUGUCGAAUCUUUCGAUCACCCACGACUCAGGUUUCCUGCCAGGCAACGACUGCCACCUGGAAGAUCCGGGCACCACAGAAGAGAGCUUGAUAUGGGAAUUAUUUGACUUUCAGCCAUCGCUAGAUUGGUUGGAUAUGCCUUCUUUGCAAAACAGCUUUGCAAAUUGAGCAGCUUGUUCCAUGUGAUGGCCUGCGUAAACUUUCUGCUUCCCGGUUUUUGCAAUGAUACAAAGGGCACCUGGUGCCAUGCCAUCUAAUAAAAUCAAAUAAC